AUGCACAGUCACACAUUCCGCUGCCUCAUUGAAGGCAACAACAAGGUUUUCAAGGUUGAAAUCGCCACCGACGAGGAUAUAUCUGACUUGAAAGACAAAGUUCACGAGAAGGGCAUUGGGCAGCGCCCAGUUCUUGCCAAAGACCUAACCCUUUUAAAGGUUGAAAUUGACCUUAUGCCACAUACUACCGCAGAGUCCUUAAGUCAAGUCGCAAUCAACCCGGUUGGCACUGAAAUGUUAGACUGGAUGGAGAUUUCGGAAGUCUGGCAGGAACCGCCUGCCCGCCGUGCACUCCACAUUAUUGCCAAAAUCCCACCCGCUACUGUCUCUCCAUCUACAUCCCAGGAUUCCAACCUGUCACAGGAAUCGCUGCAAAACUGGUUGGCUGAGCUUCAUCAGAAGCUGUGGGGAAAGGGCCAUCUGUUUGGCAGUAUCUUUCGCACAGUGACUUUGACAACAAAUGACUUCGUGGAACUACAGCUUGAACUUCAAAGCGUUAAUCCAUCUCGGACUGAACCAUCUUACAAGGCACAUGAUGUCUUGAAAGUUAAGGCAGAAUUCUUGCAUAGGAAGAGUUGCGAGGCCACGUGGGAGCCAAACACUGACGAGUUAGUGCCCUCGGUGUCCAGAGUCGUCACCUCCCCCAGUACCCUGGACGAUGCUAUGGAUGUCGAUGCCAAUCCUGCACCAGAACCCGACAAUUGUCCUAGCUACAUUAUCGCCGAUGCUAAAGAGCUUUCAAGUUUCACGGGGUCGACUGCAGUCUUCCCCUGCACUAUUCGAUACAUGGACUUGACCACCUUCGACCUGAAGAUUCCCACUUUGAAGCGACUAACACUUAUCCGGGACGAAUGGAAUACCAUGAUCGACCUGUUCAAUGGCAGGAAACGAGGUGUCCUUGGGAGUGCGGUCUUCACAGGUUCGCCAGGAAUUGGCAAAACGUGUCUCCUAUAUUACAUCUUAAUCCUUUGCUUUAUCAAGGCCCAACCGGUCGUAUUUCAAGACACAUGUGGGGAUGUAUACCUCAUCACAGAUGAGGUUCGAUCCCAAUCAAGAGACAUAAGGAUUGCAGGAGACGAUGUUCUGACCCUUAUUGAUGCGGACGGUUCAACCUGUCAACCUUACAAAUACAUCUUUCAUAACACCAACCUUUACGUACUGUUGACAUCGUCGCCAAGGUCCAGAAAGGAUCGAAAAUGGCUCAAAAGUGGAUUGUGUUCCUCUCUUUGGUCCACCGCUUAUUUUUUUAGGCUGUUCAUAGCAGAAAAAGACAUCACAUUAAGCCGAUUUUGGAAGACCUACAAGAUCUGCGGAUCUGUGCCCCGCCAGUUUUUGCAUGCCGCCGAGUCGUGCGAAGCGCGGAAAACUGUCCAAACGGAAAUAUCGGAUGUCAUCCAAAAAAGUAAGGAUGUCAAGGCUGCCAUGGAUGGCGUUGUUGGAGAUGAGGUCGUGCCGCAUCGCGCAUUUGCUGUAUACCCCAGUACCAAGGUGAGGCUUUUAACUGGUUGCCAUGUCAAAGCAAUCUCAAAAGGCGCCAUGAACACAAUCAUCAAGGCCUUGCAUAAAGAGAGCACAGAGACUGUGCUCGAAUUGUAUCAAAGUAUCCGGGGGUCUCCUAAAGCUGCCACUUUUCGCAGCAAUUUAUGGGAGCUCAAAGCACACUGGUACCUCCCCUACCGAGGUGGUUGUUCGUUCACGAUUCAAUCUCUUGAGAAUGGACCAGACGGCCAAUUGGAUCUCCUGAAAAAUUUAGAACAUUUUGUCUUUGGACCACCCCUGGAGCUGUCGAGUAAGAUUGCAGAUUGCAUGGAUGCAAGGCAGUCCAUCUAUCUUCAACCUAUCUCAGACAACUUUGCAUCCCUCGACGCUAUCAUCUUCCAACCGCAGAGACCUUUGGUCGGCAUUCAAGUAACGAAUGCUUUGACUCAUCCUAUCAAGACUAAAGGUCUGAAGGCUCUCCAGUCACACCUGAGUCUCAAUAACGAAUUGCUAUCUCCCCUUCGACCUACUCCCAAAGAACCUUGGCCAAUAAUUUUUGUGGUUCCGGCAAAGAUGGAGAGAUCUUUUACCAAACAGAGUAUCGAAGGAGAUGCCAGUGCCACAUGGAGGAAGAAGACGGUUCAUCGGCAUGCUUUCUGUCUUUGUCUCGUGACGGAUAACCAGAAUGACCUCGCACGUCAAGAUGGAAUCCACAUAUCGGGUUAUUCGAAUCGGUGUCAAAUUCUACAGACGAACAAGGGACUUACGGGAUAG
This is a messenger RNA of Laccaria bicolor S238N-H82, 2253 nucleotides long. RefSeq lists its product as uncharacterized. NCBI's taxonomy places the organism in Eukaryota, Fungi, Basidiomycota, Agaricomycetes, Agaricales, Hydnangiaceae. Bases 1 to 2253 code for a protein of 750 amino acids. The record is from RefSeq and is a predicted model, not a curated record. The transcript has 7 exons.